Messenger RNA from Salvia miltiorrhiza (redroot sage), 2729 nucleotides. Its product is annotated as pentatricopeptide repeat-containing protein At1g62350. Bases 469 to 1164 code for a protein of 231 amino acids. Gene Ontology annotation, molecular function: protein binding. The transcript is spliced from 5 exons. Lineage: Eukaryota; Viridiplantae; Streptophyta; Magnoliopsida; Lamiales; Lamiaceae. The record is from RefSeq and is a predicted model, not a curated record.
AAAAUCGCCGGUCGCGAGGGAGGUACACUAGUAUAUUAUUAUUCGCUCGAUUGGAUUACACACCCUUAUUUCCCAGAAUCCCAGUGUACUUCCAAAUCAGAGAACCCUUCUCAUCCGAUGUUCCGCCUUCCUCCCUGCGCCACCGCCGCCGCCUCCACUACUUUUCCUGACUCCUCCGCCGUCCUACUCCGCAAAGAUCGGAAACCCUCAUACUCUAUCUGAAAACCGCCGCCCCACCCGCAGAAGCCCCCUCCCUCCAGUCUCCCCAGCGCCGCCGCCACAGCGGCUCCCCCCUUCUCCAAGAAAUAUCAACGCCCCCCUGCCCCCAAAUUUCCCCAGCGCCGCUCUCCUCCCCGAAUUAGUGUUAAACAAAAUCCAGAAUUUCAUUCACCCUUUUUAGUUUUAGAUAUAAAAAAAACAGAAGCAGAAUUCGAAAAUUUUCGGCGGAAAUAGUAGGAGCCCGAGAGAAUGUGGCGUCUAGGGCGGAAUCUACUACGGCACCAGCUGCAUGUAAGGUACGCAGCGAGCGGGGCGGCAUCCAGCCCGAGCCUGUCGAUAUGGCGGCGGAGGAAGGAGAUGGGGAAGGAGGGAUUGAUGGUGGCGAAGGAGCUCAAGCGCCUCCAGUGCCACCCGGGGCGGUUCGACCGCUUCAUGAAGGCUCAUGUUUCCCGCCUCCUCAAGUCCGACCUCGUUGCGGUGCUUGCCGAGUUUCAGCGCCAAAACCUCGUUUCCCUCUCGAUGAAGCUGUAUGAUGUGGUGCGGAAGGAAAUAUGGUAUCGGCCUGAUAUGUUUUUCUAUCGCGAUAUGCUAAUGAUGCUUGCCAGAAACAAAAAGGUUGAUGAAGCUAGGAUGGUUUGGAAUGAUUUGAAGGGGGAGGAAGUUCAUUUUGAUCAGCAUACCUUUGGAGAUCUUGUCAGAGCCUUUUUGGACAAUGGAUUGCCAGAUGAAGCAAUGUGGAUAUACAAUGAAAUGAGAAGUUCACCUGACCGCCCACUGUCGUUGCCUUAUCGAGUCAUAUUAAAAGGGCUAAUCUCGUACCCUGAAUUGAGGGAGAAGGUGAAGGAUGACUUUGCGGACCUCUUCCCUGACAUGAUUGUUUAUGAUCCUCCAGAGGACCUUUUCAGUGAUGAUGGCCAUUCAGUAACGGAGUGCGAAGAGGAUUAGAAUGUAUCGCUGGCAUACUGUCGUGCACAUGAACAUGCAAUGGUGAUUAGCUGACUGAGUUAGUUACAGAAUCAAGGUGAAGCUUCAAUGGUUCUGCAGAGUUGCUGAGGGUACUGUCACGUUGGAGUUUGGUGAUCCAUUGAAUUCUUAGGGGAAACUUGUAUUAUAAUUGGCACACAUGAAGCUAUUCAUCAUAAAAGGAAUCACGAAGAUUAUUGGAAUUUCAAGUAUGUUCCAUGCCUUUGUAGCUUUAUAUUUAACUCCUCCUCGCGUUACUUCUUUUUUUGUAUUUGACCUUUCCAGUUAAGAGGAUAUGAUAGAAUGAAGGGAUUGAGAAAACAAGAAAUCAAUUGCGAUAAAUAAUGAACUAUGAAAACAGAAAGAAACCAUCCUCAAACGAGACCAAUCCUCAAAUGACUCCUACAGUAGAAGCUGUCCCAAAACUAACGUAAUAUUUGAAUGAAUAAAUCCUAGCUGACAAAUAACUAUUUAAAGACCUAAAGAAAUAAAAGAUGCUACAUCUAAUAAUAAACUGUAUCAGGAUACUAGUGAACUAACCCCUUAGGGCCUGUUUGGUAUGGCUUAUAAGGCCCAGAUAGACCUUAUUGCACUGUUUGGUAGCCUAGAUUAUAAAAUUGGAAGGCCCGUGUGUUGAGCUCGGCCCGGCAGAAAAAUACUGUUCACCUUCAGGAAACGUAUCCUCCGUCCACCCUCAGAUACGUUUUCUUUGUUGAACAGUAAUCCCUAUUAUUUUGAUGGAUACCAAAUUUACCCUAAAAAAGAAGCAAUAUCUAGCGACAACGCCAAGAACACCUCUGUGUUGAUUGAUUGUUCUGUAGGCAUCGCAAUCUCAACGCAGCGAUUCAUGCUUCCAUAUUGCACCAAGUUUUCAGAAGUCCAUAAAAUUGGACCGGGAGAAAAGGUCUGCCAUUUGCAUGCGGACUGCAAGAGGGCUUGCAUAUCUUCAUGAAGAACUUGUGCCUCACAUUGUGCAUAACAUCAAAGCUAGUAACAUUUUUCUGGACGAGAACUUCCAACAAAAGAUUGAAGACUUUGGAUUAGCUAAGCUUUUUCCUCAUAAUAUUACUCAUAUCAGCACAAGAAUUGCAGGAACAGCACAUCGGUUACCUGGCGCCAAAGUAUGUCUUAGGUGGACUGGUGCUUGAAGUUGUAAGCAGAAGAAGCAGUGGAAAUACUAAUUAUGGAGGUGGCUAGAAAUUGCUAAUGGAAUGGGCCCGAAAGCUCUAUGAAGGCGGGAAAUUGUUGGCUGAAGCACCAUCUGAUGCACCUUAUCUUCCCUCGUUUGCGGAGCACCAUCUGUUACAUCAGAAGCCUUCGGCAGGGGUGAUUGUCGACUCUUUGGCAGGAUUAGGAGCAGCAGCAUUUUUGGCAUUUUGUCUAACGUGUUUUUCUGAAUUGUGAACGUUGUUUUACUUGAGGGAUAUAUUUGUCCUUUUAAUUUUGUAGGAAGGCUAUUUAUGUAAAUGAUAUUUUAAUCUUGGUUUAAAACUUGUGUACCAAACAAGUAAUUUAUUUAACCUACAUUAUGCACCUUAUCUACCAAA